AUUAUAAAGGAUGUCAUUUACACACAAAGUAAUUUGACAGGCUGCUUAGAGGACUCGGAGAAGAAACACAUUUCAUCUAAUGAUGUACAGUGGUUCUCAGAAGAGUGGACAACCCUUUUAAUAUUCAGAGGUUUUGUGAUGAAACUACAAUUUAAAAUCUUUAUCAACACAUAAUGUGACAUUUACCCUCUACAAUUCAACUGAAAAACUAACAACUGUUUAAAAAUCAUAAAAAACUGAAAUAACCCUGUUGCAUACAUGUGCUUAAAACUUUGUUGAAGCUCUGCUUGAUAUCAUUUCAGUAUUCAGUCUGCUUUGGUAGGAGUAUCAGCAUGUCACAUGUUGAUUUGGUGAGAUUUACCACUCUACCCUGUCUCUUUUAAGAAGUGUGGUGUAGUAUGUUUUGAGUUCUUGUUCCAUCUCCUACUUCUCUGUGGACUUGGGUGCCCUCUGAGUCUGUAGCUGCUCCUUGGGCUCUUUUUUUCCAGGGGACAGGGGUCAACAAAAGUCCCCUUAGUUAUCUUUACCACAGGUGGUACAACCAAGUAUCCUGACACUUCCAGCUAACACAUGGCCCGCCCCUCUGAGCGUUUCCUCCGCCUUCCCUGGUUUAACAGAAAAGCGAGCAUCGCUCACUCAGCAGCUGGAAGAUGGCGGCGAGAGGAGAACCGAGUCGCCCCAGUUGGCCGUGAUCGGUAAAGUAAACGAACUGCGUGUUUUGUGGGGUCCAUGAAGACAGCAGAUUGUGUUCCAGACCAGAAUCAGGCGCGUAGAGAUAAAACGUGACUGAGGAUAUCAACAUGAGCCGUCACGCAGCAAGUAGGCUACGACAGACAGGCAUUCAGAAGCCGGUGCAGGAGUGUGACCCAUCUCCCCCGCUGCCCUCAGACCAUGUGCUCGGUUCCGGAGCUGUGUUGUUCCCUGGUGUGUUCGACCAGCAUGGCUGCCCUCUGGUAAUAUUCCCAGUGGAUGGUCAGGACAAGCUUUUGAAACUCAGCAAAGCAGAAGUUGUGGACUUCAUAAAUUACUUUCAUGCCCUGCUCAAUAAGAAACAGGAAAAGCAGAGUUUAGUGUCAGUGGUUGCUGAUCUGAGGCUUGCAUCAGUAUCAACAACCAGGUUCAUCACGGAGACUCUGCUUCUCCUCGAGGAGCACAAGCGAACAGUCCACAGUGUUUACGUGAUUCGGCCCAAGAAGAAGAAUGUUGUAAAGCUGUUCCUAAAACUCCUGGUUCCAUCAAUGUCCUGCACUUCAUCUUUCAGGAAUAUCCUCCUGAAGGAAAUCCCAGAACUAUCAAACUACAUUGACCGGAGCCAGCUACAGUCCUCCUUGGGGGGUUAUUUUCUUUACUGCCACAGAAGCUGGGUUAGCUUCAUUAAGGAAAUUGAUGCCUUCGUUCAGGAGUUCCUGUCUGUGGUACAGCGUUUGCCUUCCUGCAUCUCCAGGCUGCAGGCUCUGUCCAGGCUGCCGCUGCCAUCCAACUUCAAUGAGCUUCAACACUUCUGCAGCACAAAUGAAGCAAAGUUCCUGCAGCUUAGGAGGGAGCUGGGGUUGGAUGAGCUGUUGAAACACUGUGAGACUGUGUGUGAGAAGCUGCGUCAUCCUGACGGAGAUCCAUGCUACCAAGCAAUGGCAGGCACCCCCUUCUUCACUCACACUGCCUUUGACAUGCUGCAGAACCACACCAGAAUAACUGCAGUGGUGGAAAAAGUGGAGUUGCUGUGGCAGCAGGCCUUUUCUAAAGCCCAUCUGCAGCUUACAGUGCUCCAGCUGCACAAUAGUGCAAUGCAGGUUAUUGUGAAGAUGGAAACUCUUCAAGAGAAGCUUCAGCUUUACAGAAUGGAGAUUGCAAAGGAUUCUGCAACAGCAGCAAUGCUGCUGUCUGAAUUUGAGGCAACUAUUUACACCCCCGCUAUGGCUCUUGUUCGCCGUGCUGAAAAUGUGAUCCACACAUUAGAAGAUAUUUUGCCUGGAGAAGUCCAAACCAAGGAGUGCUUGGUUCUGAAUCUGGAGAGGCUAAAGGACAAUCUUCAUUCUGCUGCACAUGUCAUUAUCCAAACCCUCAGAGCAGUUUCCAACUACCAUCACUACUACAACAAGGCCAACAGUUGGUACAGACUGGUCCUCAGUGACAAUUUCCUCCCAGAGCUCCUUUCAGGAGUUCAUGGAGAACAACUCACCACUAGGCAGCAGAACAAUUAUUCGAGGGUGAUUCCUGCAUUGAGACAAAGGCUCUCCAACUUCUUGAAGAAAAAUCCUUCACCAGACAUGGAGGAGUUGCUUCAUCUGUCCCAUCUGUCCAGUGCCAUCCCAGAACAUGAAGUGCAACAGGAGGGCAGACGCCUUUCUCAGAGGUGCAUGAUCCUUAGGAAUCUCCUAAUAUCUUCUGGACCAGUGUCUGUGGAGCAGCUUCAGCUUGCCCUCCAGUGGCAGUAUGAGUUGUUGCGUACCAGCCAUUUCGAUCUGAACUCUGAAAGCAUUGAAGACAAUAGGUUGUCUGAUUUUAAAUGGAACCCUUCCCAGCUGAACCACACAGCACAUGAAAGCAGACGAGAAGCAGGGAAUUAUGCUGCAACCUUGCUCUCACCUUCAGCUUAUGGGCUGGUCUCAGCUGAUUGGAAACACCCCUCUGUCAGCUCAUUUCACUCUGGUUAUGGUGGUGUGGGGAGCACUCAGCUGGAGUCUUCAGGAAGAAAACAUAAUGUGGAGAAUUUACCAAAAUUAAUGGGGAACUCUGAACUUAUGAGAGCUGCUCCAGGGCAGGCCAACAUUCACGAGGAGAGCAUCUCCAGCAUUUCUGAUAGUGAGCACAACCCAAAGGAGUUUGGCUCAGGCGCUGCGGCAAACUUCUCCAGAGCAAGCAUCCAGAUUAUCCCUGAAGUAGAAGCAAAAUCCUUGAAAUCUGAGAUCAAGGUAAAGCGCACAGCAGCACCGCCUACAAAUCCCUGGCUUAGCCUGCCAGUCGAUGAUUUAAAAAAUUCAUACACUGUCACCAUUAACCCAAAGCCAACUCCCCAAAAGAAAGAGGCCUCAUGGAAGCAGGGCUCCAUUACUGCUGACCAGGAAAGUAGGUCUUCAGAACAGCUCACACAGAUGAAGGCUUUGAGCUGCACAGAGCCUAGAGAACCACAAAGCAUAGACUGGAUUCUGCAUACUCCCAGUGGUUUGGAUGAUCCUGAAAUGAGCCCUAUUUGCAACAUUCUCUCCAGCACAAUUACUGAUGGGAGAGACAAGUCCAUCUGUGGCACAGAGGAGGUUCCUACUCUUCUCUGGGAUUCCUAUGACCUACAUGAUGAAAAGCCAGAAGCCGACGGUAUGAUGGAUAUGUCAUUGAUUGAUUGGGAGGUGAAAGAGCAACAAAAUCUAAGAGAGGUGGAGAGAAUAUUAAAAAAGGCUGAUGGGAUACUGGAGGAGGAAGAGGAUGUUUUGGCUCAAGAAGCUGUGCUGGAUGCUCUGCUAAGAGCCGGAAACAAAAACCAUCUGUGGCCUGUGUGGCACAGCAAAGAACGGCUAGAUGAGGCAUCCAUUGAGCUGUCUGAAGUUGGUGUUCUUAGCUUUGAGGACUGCCUGCAGCCUGGCGGAUCUAACCGGCCUAAUAAAGUUUUAUCGACUCAGUCUAUGAGAAAAGGUGAAGCUUGUUCAGAUGAUGAUGAUGAUUUCUGCUCUGAAGCUCAUAACACUGAAAGACAGUUCAAUAGCUGGCUGGACCUGCUGAAUGAGAUGAGGAAUAUUCAUGUCUUUGAUGAACUGAUCAUAGAAGAGAACCUCAAAAUCCAUGACCUGAGACGAUGCAAAGGAGGCUCAACCAAACAGCCCUCAGAGAGCACACCUUGUACCUCACAACAUUCAUCAGUUACAAACCCAGAAAGUGAAGUGUUCUGGUUACAACUGGAAAGGGAGAAAAGAGAAGUGGAGGAGCUAGAGAAGAGUUUGGAUGAAGAACCUGAACGUCUAGUCAAGGCUCGAGAGUCCAAGAAGUAUUUUGUAACGGAGCAGUGGGAAACGGACAGCGGAGAAGAUGCAGAGCCCACUGAGCUUCUGUCAGAAGGUUCAGAAAGUGGAUGCAAUGCUGCAAUGCAGGCUCAGGCAAAGGAUGUUAUUAAAGAGAAACCAUCACUGUAUCAGGGUCAUAAUGUUAGUGACUCUGAUAGUGAAGUGUCCUUAUGUGACACUAGUAGAAUUUCUAGUUUUUGUGAUUUGAAGGAGUCAUCUGAGGCUGUCCAACCUCAAAUUGUCUGCAGGGAAGAACUGAAUGAAAGUACUCUAUGCAGUGCAAAAAACAAAUUAACCUCUGAAAUGCUGCAGCAUGAAGGAGAGUUUUGUCCAAGAGGAAAAUCAAUCCCUCUUCCUCUAUCUGAGCCAGAAACUGGUUCACUUCCUGUGAACAGUCCCCCGGCUGAACAUGAAACCCCUCGAACCUCUAAGACAUGUGAAUCAGCUCCAUCCUUACUUGCUCAAGAUCCUGACUAUGCACUACUUGAUUUAACGGCUAAGGACUUUGGUGUUUUAUCUAAAAGUGUGACAAUAAAUGGCAGGAAGAAUUGUCUCAGUCCAAAUGUUAAAGAACAGAUUAAUAACAACAAUAAUAACCUUUUAGUCAAUGGAAAUUGUGACGAGAAUGUUUCUGAAAUGACUAAUAUAUAUAAAGAGGAUCCCUCCUUGGUGCCUGCUGGCUUUCUACAGACAGAAGCGCAGCAAACGAAGACAGAUCUACAAUCGGUGCUUCAAAUGGGUCCCAAUCAGCUGCAGGAGUUUGACCCAGGUGGAAAAGAAGAGCUGAAUAAAAACUUUCCUGAUGGGGUUCAGAGCUCUGACUCUGUGAGAACAUCAGACAGUGUGGCAUAUCGGAUGCAGACACAGUUUUGGGAGGACAACAUUAUAGAGAUUGCAGAUUUUAAGACCCCUGUAGUAUUGGAUAUAGGAUCUGGUUUGAUGAAAGCAGGAUUUGCAAAUCAAGACAUGCCAAACAUUAUGUUCCCAACAAUAACAGGGGUGCCAAAAUAUGAGGAAAUAAUGAAUGGGUCCCUGGAGAGGGAGAUCUACAUAGGUCAUGAUGCUCAGCACAUGAGGGGGGUUCUGACUUUGAAUCACCCCGUAAGGAAUGGAAUCAUUUGCAACUGGGACGACAUGGAAAAAAUCUGGCACCACACGUUCCAGCAGAUGUCGGUGGAUCCUCAAGACCACCCUGUUCUGUUGACUGAAGCAGCCAUGAACCCCCUGGAAAACAGUCAGCGCAUGGUGGAGAUCAUGUUUGAACAUUUUGGUGUUCCGUUUGCCUACGUAGCCACGCAGGCAGUGCUUGCGCUAUAUGCAGCAGGGAGAACCACUGGUGUGGUGUUUGACUCUGGAGAAGGAGUGAGUCACAGUGUGCCUGUCUUUGAGGGCUACACUCUACUUCAUGCAGUUCAGCGCUUCCCUUUGGCUGGGUUGGAUGUUACAUUGCAGCUUAAAAAGCUUCUGCAGGAACAGGGUGUCUGCAUGCGCACAACGGCCGAAGAUGAGAUUGUGAGGGAGAUGAAGGAGAAGUGCUGCUGUGUUGCAUUAAAUUAUGAAGCAGAACUGAACCCAGAGAUGUCAUUCUGCAGAGAAAUGCAUUAUACCAUGCCAGAUGGCCAGAUCAUUACCGUUGGCUCAGAAAGAUUCAGGGCACCUGAGAUUCUGUUUAAACCUGAGAUGAUUGGACGAGAUCAUUAUGGAAUGCAUGAGAGCGUCUUCACAUCAAUCAUCAGGUCAGACAUUGACCUGCGGUGCUGUUUCCUGGGCAACAUUGUUCUUUCAGGUGGGAAUACUCUGCUGCCAGGCUUGCCUGAACGACUUCAAGCUGAAGUUAAGAACCUGGUGUCGGCAGACAUGGGGGUGACGGUUUGUGUCACUAGCCCCAAAGACAGAGACUUCUUGGUGUGGAGUGGAGGAUCAAUUCUGGCCAGCCUGCCCACCUUCAGCUCUGCAUGGAUCAGCCAGAGCGAGUAUGAAGAGUAUGGGCCGCAGAUUGUUUUCAGGAAGUGUUUUUGAGAUUACCUGAAUAUUGCACUUUAUAAAUAACUUCAGUGCUAAUGGAAAACUAUGAACUGCUCUAAGCCAUUAGGAGCCUUUUUUUAUGUAUAUGUCUUUAAUGUGUCUGUCAGUUUGACUCUGGGCAUCAGCGAGCAUUCAGACCUAUAACUCUGUACUUGAUGCCAGCUCGUAUGUGUGUCUGUGGGUGUGUUUUUCUGAGCUGCUGUGUGCUUUAAGCCCUGAGACAUGAAUAUAGUUUUUUUCCAUGAUGGUCUUGAGUGAAAUUGUUUUAAAUGUUGUCCGUCUUACUUUGUCCAAUUGCAUCCGAAGAAUGUAGGUUAAUUUGUGUAUGUUUGGGGUUGAGGAAGUGGAAUAGAAGCUGGUUUUAGACUGUUUCUCAAAGCUCUUAUUGACAAGGAACCACUCAGUAUUCUGACUCCAAACAGUUUGUGUAGUAAAACGUUUAAACCCAAUGAACUAUUUUGUGUGUAAGACUGGGUGAAAAUUGGAAACUUUGGUAGGUACAGCUGUUCUCUGAUUCAGCUCGCAGGCUUUUCAUGAAAUUUUACAACUUUCCUGUAAAAUGUGGUAAAAUGCUGUCAUUUGUACUUAUUUCUGGCAGCUUCUCUGAUGCUCCUCCCACACGUUCCAGAUGAAAACUGGAGCUCCCCAUUAGUGGCUUGUUGUAAAUUAGAGAAACAAAAAUGGGUGCAAAUGUCUGACUGGUAAUACUGAAUAAUUAAAUUAUACAAAAUGCUGCUGCACGGAUAUUUUAUCAUUCAAAGCCCAAGUGUUUUUCUGUCUUUUUUUUAAGCUGUGUAUUGAUACUAAAUCCUUUGAUUUGUUUUGGUUUUUUUUUGAGGGAGAGGGUUUUUGUUUUUUUCUUACACUGUCCAUGAAAUAAUUUUGACCAUAUGUCAUUUUGCAUGAGUCACUGCAUGUUUAAGUGUUUUGUUGUCUUCAGAGGUUUGUCUUUUCCAUGUCAUCUAAAGUUGAAUGUACGGAACUCGGUCUCAGACAUUACUGAUGGGAGAACACUGUGAGACGUUUUAAAGGAAAGUGAUAAACUGUCUAGUCUGUUGAUAAUUACAUUCUCAUUUGUGUACUGUAACAAACUGAACUAAGUUGAGCAAUUCUUCACCCCAGUCAUGUUUGUCUCAUCACUUUUUUAAUAAAUACUUUAAUCAUA
Messenger RNA from Girardinichthys multiradiatus, 7182 nucleotides. RefSeq lists its product as uncharacterized. Bases 801 to 6011 code for a protein of 1736 amino acids. NCBI's taxonomy places the organism in Eukaryota, Metazoa, Chordata, Actinopteri, Cyprinodontiformes, Goodeidae. The transcript has 23 exons. The record is from RefSeq and is a predicted model, not a curated record.